AUGAGUAAAUCCACCUUUCUUUUUGUCUACAUCAUCCUUAUUCUAGGAUCGAUGGUGAAUGAGAUUCAAGGACAACAUGCAAUGUGUCAUGAGAUUUUACCGGAAACUGAUUGUGGUGCUGGUUCGUGUACCGCUUUAUGCUUACAGUUAUGGAGAGGAACCGGCAAAUGUGUUAGAACAAAUGAUCAGAAAUUAAUAUGUCUCUGCAAUUUUGAGUGCAUUGUUUGA
This is a messenger RNA of Arabidopsis thaliana (thale cress), 228 nucleotides long. RefSeq names its product low-molecular-weight cysteine-rich 6 (gene LCR6). NCBI's taxonomy places the organism in Eukaryota, Viridiplantae, Streptophyta, Magnoliopsida, Brassicales, Brassicaceae. The record is from RefSeq and is marked reviewed. Gene Ontology annotation, cellular component: extracellular region. The transcript has 2 exons. Bases 1 to 228 code for a protein of 75 amino acids.